Messenger RNA from Canis lupus familiaris (dog), 3987 nucleotides. RefSeq names its product endoplasmic reticulum oxidoreductase 1 beta (gene ERO1B). Bases 237 to 1562 code for a protein of 441 amino acids. The record is from RefSeq and is a predicted model, not a curated record. The transcript has 17 exons. Gene Ontology annotation, cellular component: endoplasmic reticulum membrane; endoplasmic reticulum. Gene Ontology annotation, molecular function: FAD binding; protein-disulfide reductase activity; thiol oxidase activity. NCBI's taxonomy places the organism in Eukaryota, Metazoa, Chordata, Mammalia, Carnivora, Canidae. Gene Ontology annotation, biological process: protein folding in endoplasmic reticulum.
UAGAAUUUCAACAUCUGAAUUUGGGGAAGACAAACAUUCAGGCCAUAACAGGUGUUGUCAUGAGGACAGGGUACCUUAGCAAUUGGGUAACCCAGUAAUACGUGGGACUGGCAAAGCAGAUCGAGGGACCUCAUUGAUCACCUACAGGUUGGCUGAGGGGGAGCAGCCACAUUUGCCCCAGGCCCCAGGACCUGCCCAAGAGUUAACACCUGACCACGCUGAGCUGCACUUGAAUUAUGAGCUACACUCUUCUGAAAAAGGUCACCGGAGUCCUGGAUGAUUGCUUGUGUGAUAUUGAUAGCAUUGAUAACUUUAACACCUUCAAAAUCUUCCCCAAAAUAAAAAAGUUGCAAGAGCGAGACUACUUCCGUUACUACAAGGUCAAUCUGAAGCGACCAUGUCCUUUCUGGGCAGAAGAUGGCCAUUGUUCAAUAAAAGACUGCCAUGUGGAGCCCUGUCCAGAGAGCAAAAUUCCAGUCGGAAUUAAAGCUGGGAGUUCUAAUAAGUAUUCGAAAGUGGCAAACAAUACCAAAGAAUUAGAAGAUUGUGAGCAAGCUAAUAAACUGGGAGCAAUUAACAGCACAUUAAGUAAUCAAAGCAAAGAAGCUUUCAUUGACUGGGCAAGAUACGAUGAUUCACAGGAUCACUUUUGUGAACUUGAUGAUGAGCGAUCUCCAGCUGCUCAAUAUGUAGACCUGUUGCUGAACCCAGAGCGUUACACUGGCUAUAAAGGGUCCUCUGCAUGGAGAGUAUGGAACAGCAUCUAUGAAGAAAACUGUUUCAAGCCUCGCUCUGUUUAUCGUCCUUUAAAUCCUCUGGCACCUAGCCGAGGCAAAGAUGAUGGAGAAUCCUUCUACACAUGGCUGGAAGGUUUGUGUCUGGAAAAGAGAGUCUUCUAUAAGCUUAUAUCGGGACUUCAUGCUAGUAUCAAUUUACAUCUAUGUGCAAAUUAUCUUUUGGAAGAAACCUGGGGUAAACCUAGUUGGGGACCUAAUAUGAAAGAAUUUAAACGCCGCUUUGAUCCUGUGGAAACUAAAGGAGAAGGUCCAAGAAGGCUUAAGAAUCUGUACUUUUUAUACUUAAUUGAACUUCGAGCUUUAUCAAAGGUGGCCCCAUAUUUUGAACGCUCAAUUGUCGAUCUUUACACUGGAAAUGUAGAAGAAGAUGCUGACACAAAAACCCUUCUACUGAAUAUCUUCCAAGAUACAAAGUCCUUUCCCAUGCAUUUUGACGAGAAAUCCAUGUUUGCAGGUGACAAAAAGGGGGCCAAGUCAUUAAAGGAGGAAUUCCGCUUACAUUUCAAGAAUAUCUCCCGUAUAAUGGACUGUGUUGGAUGUGACAAAUGCAGAUUAUGGGGGAAAUUGCAGACUCAGGGUUUAGGAACUGCCCUGAAGAUACUAUUCUCUGAAAAAGAAAUCCAGAAGCUUCCAGAGAACAGCCCAUCUAAAGGCUUCCAACUCACUCGACAGGAAAUAGUUGCUCUUUUAAAUGCUUUUGGAAGGCUGUCUACAAGUAUAAGAGAGUUACAAAAUUUUAAAGUCUUAUUACAACACAGUAGGUAAUAAAGGCUUUUAUAUGUCUAAUUAGAGACAUAAUCUGACUGUGUGAAGCCUGUUAGUCUUGGACAUUCAGCAGAAGGAGACUAAUCUUCAAAGACUUGAAGAAAGAAUUCUGAACUCUUAAAGAGAAAAUUCAAAUGUUCACUUGAAUAUUUAUGAUUCUCAAUAGAUUGUCAAUUAGAAAUAUUUAUAAAUGAAGUAUAUAUACUUUUAAAACAUGUAAGUUAUACUAAUUCUGUGUUUAAUUUCAUGUUUCCAUCUGUUGAAUAUUCUGCUAUUGUUUGUUUAGAAUUGGUUUUUCUUAAUCUGUUAGUCUUUAUUUCCAGUUGUCAGACUUAAAUGACCAUCCUAAUAAACACUGUUAGUGGUCUGUUAUGGAAAGGGAGAGCUAGAGAACAAAUGUUGCUUCAGGCUAGGAUCAGUAACAAAAAGUUAUCAGUGAUUUUUCAAACAUGUUCUUAGCCUUGCCUGAUUCUGUAUCAGUGUGAGAAUGGCCCUUUCAGUGUCUAGUUACAGAAGUGACUGAAGGAUUCCCAGGCCUUCACUUUGAUUUCAUUGGUUUUUAUUUAAGAUUUUUAGUUGCUGUUGUUGUUGCUGUUUUGUUUUGGUCUAAAGGCCCUGCUUCUGGAAAGGUGAAUACUGUCGCCUCCACUGGCUGCCCAGCCAGAUAGCCCGUGUGUGUUGUGGGCUGGCUCCAGAGGAUCCUUUACUUAGAACCUCUACUGUGUAUCUGUUUCUUUUGACUUUGCAUUUCUUUGUCCUGGCUCCAAUUUUAGGAAAUUUUUGUUUACUUUGAGAAAACAAAAAAACUUCAUAAUUUCACCUUGGUAGUUUCACCUUGAUAAAAUUUGAAUGGGACUAUAUGGAUUUGUAAUGCCACUUUAACACAUUAUAUACACAAAAUUUACUCUUUUAAACUGAAUGUUUUUUAAAGGAUUUUAUUUUAGACUACAAUCUAUGCAAUCCUCUCUCCACCUAAAUUUCUCUGGCAAGUUAUUUAAACAGGUAGAGGAGUUGGAGGCCCAUGAAGCUUCCCCUCUGGCCCCACCAUUCUUUUCAUUUCGGUUCAUUGUCUAUAAAUGGUACCUUGUGUGACUUAUACCAACAGAGGACCUUCACAUCCUAAGUUCAUGUUCUAAAGCUGAGAUUUAAACUCCUCCAAUAUUUAAAAUAUUCUUUUAAAAGCUGUUAGAGGGCGAGUGUGAUUAAUGUGGAAGGAGGCAUAUAGGAGUAACACGGGUACAAAACCUAGAGUUUCUCCUUAGACUCUUCAGUCUUUUACAAAGUAAGUGCUCUUAAACCCACAUCUUACCUGCCAGAGUUUAAAAUGUGUUCAUCGAUGAUUUAGGGCAUAUUUUAAAUCGUAUUUAGUUGGCUCACCCCUCUUUUAAAAAUAUUUGGUCAUCCCUUGGAGGAAUAUGGUUGAAGGGAGGAAAGCCUCACUAUUCUUUUACCCAAUUUCUCAGCUUUGUAACUUUGUAGGGUUUUCGUUGUUGAUGGUGACUUUUUUUUUUUUUUUUUUUUUUUGGUGAAGUCGAAUAAAACACACUGGCUUGAUUGGAACCUCCUCUGCUUUGUCUUUUCAUGUUUAGGGAUAGAAGUAUUGUGUGGUAGGAGAGGGGGCUUUGAGGUAAACUGGUUUAAAAAGUGAGUAUCUUAAGUAAUCUUGUUGGUAAAUUAAUAAGAAUUAUUCUUCAUGUUCAUUCAAAGUUUAACAAAAUGUGAGUUUUGCGCUUUGUCUAUUAUUACUAUAAGUUGUUCCCUCAGUUAAAAGCUAUUAUUUAAAUUCUGUUUAUUGAAGAAAAUCCUUGGUCGUUUCCAUUGAUUGCUUUUUUCCUUGACUGUGAUUUAUUUCAAGCUUAGGAAAAAUUGUACGUUACAGUGAGUUCUAGGAAGCUAAAAGGUUGGUAUAAAAAGUUCUUUUCAAGGUUUUAACGAAUUUUUGUACCACCAAGAAAAUAAACAAACGAAGUAUUCUUAAGCUGAAAUGUAUUUGAUUAACUUGAUUUCAUCACAGAUUGGAUUGUGGGGGGCAGCCUACAUUUUUGUGUCUGUGUGUAUUUCUUCAGUGAUUGUAUAGGUGUAGGAAUCUUUGUUGUGGGAGCUGGGUGAUGCUGUAUGACCUUUGUGAUAUAACCUGUUUUUCCAAGUCCUAGACCCUCUGUCGCACAGGGAUGCUAGAGGACUGCCUGCCUUGUGAAGACGCUUGGGUGUAAUUCCUCUCAUGUUUUGUCUUUAUCUCAUUACCUAAUUUAAAAGUCCAGCACUUGAUAAUAUAACUGACAGAAAUGAUUGUACCAGCUGACGAAGUAAUGAAAAUGAAGAAAAGGAAAAGAAUUCCUUCCUUCAAUGGCAUGAGUUUAUUUUUUCCUUAAGUGGCAUCUAUGUAAGUUAGAAAUACUAUAUAUUAAAAUUGGUAAAAUUUGAA